This is a messenger RNA of Fopius arisanus, 2519 nucleotides long. It is a transcript of the gene lft, whose product is annotated as lowfat. The transcript is spliced from 4 exons. Gene Ontology annotation, cellular component: cytoplasm. Gene Ontology annotation, biological process: autophagosome maturation. The record is from RefSeq and is a predicted model, not a curated record. Lineage: Eukaryota; Metazoa; Arthropoda; Insecta; Hymenoptera; Braconidae. The coding region runs from base 334 to 1242 and encodes 302 amino acids.
AGGCUUUUCGGGGUUUCUCCCACAGUUUACUAACAUUCUUCUCCUAUCAUCAGACCUCACUUUCAUCACUCCCUCGACUACCCAUUUUUUCUACUCAUUUUUCUUUCCAGUCUUUUUGUACUUUUUCCACUGUUUUGACAUUCCAGAGUUUGACAAGACUGCAGUUCACAGUGAAGAUUUGUUUGAGCAUUUUUUUUUAUCACGGAGUUUAUCGGUUAUUCAAUGUGUCGGGGAAAAUUGUUAUUUUUAGUGGGAGAAAUUUGAAAAGUGUGGGAAGUAUCAGUGAUUCGGUGUGAUUGGUUCAGAAGAGGGUAAAUGGUUGGUUGAUGUGUGAUGCAGGGCAUUAUGCCGGUGAAGACAAAGUCAAGAGUCACUGAAAAUAUGGGGGUGUCUAGUGGUCUGGUUGAUGAUCGGGCAAAGCAAGUUCUCAGAGAAGCUGUUGAUGCUGUUGUCAAUAGUUUUGCAAAGCAUACGCAAGGAUAUGGACGAGUGAAUGUUGUGGAAGCUCUCCAAGAAUUCUGGCAGAUGAAGCAGAGCAGAGGUACAGAAUUGCGAAAUGGAGCUCUCGUUAUUUAUGAAUCCGUACCAGGGGCGAGUCCUCCCUACGUCUGCUACGUGACGCUUCCUGGAGGCUCGUGCUUCGGAAGCUUUCAAAAUUGUCCAACUAAGGCUGAAGCUAGGAGAUCAGCAGCUAAAAUCGCUUUGAUGAAUUCGGUGUUCAACGAGCAUCCUUCUAGAAAAAUCACUGAUGAUUUCAUCGAGAAGGCUGUUGCUGAGGCCAGGGCUAGUUUUAAUAAACCAGCAUCGAAUUCUAAUGGAGUUAAUGGACAGGCACAAGGAAGUGGAGAUGAAAAAGAAGAUCCAAACACGGGAAUCGGGGCAUUUCGUUUCAUGCUGGAGUGCAACAGAGGCAGAACGAUGCUAGAAUUCCAGGAGUUGAUGACAGUUUUUCAGCUGCUGCACUGGAAUGGCUCGUUGAAAGCUAUGAGAGAGAGGCAGUGCAGCAGACAAGAAGUCGUUGCUCAUUACAGUCAUCGAGCUCUGGAUGACGAUAUGCGCAGUCAAAUGGCACUUGAUUGGGUAGCUAGAGAGCACGAAGGUGGUGGAGGUGUAGUUGCCAUGGAGUUGGGACUCGCUGAGAGAGAGUUGGAGACUGCUAGACUCGCUGGACGCGAAUUGAGAUUUCCUAAGGAGAAAAAGGAUAUUUUAAUGCUUGCUCAUGCCCAAGUUUGUCCCCAGUAAUUUCAUCUAUUUAUUCCCUCAUGAAGUGAUAGGAAUUCUUUCAUAAAUCCACAAAUUAUUGUACUGGCGUGGGAAAAGUAUGUAUUGCUCGCGUUCGCGUUCUCCGACUUGAAAAUUCUGGAAAUGCAAUGAUUAUUGAAUUCGUUCAAGUACGAGGGAAUUUUAGAAAAAAUAUACAGAUUAAUACUUUAGAGAAAAUUUUAAAACCUGCAACUAAGGCUGAUAUUUUGUCCUAGAAUGGGUGGUACUUAAAUUAAAUUUCGAAUCAAUAAUAAAUUUAGAUUCGAUGAAAAAUUCUGCCAUAAAUAUUUUGUGAAGUCUCUUGGAGAGACUUCGAGGAGUCGUUCAUGGAGUGUGUUGGAGUCAUUGAUAAAUUUUAACUUUCUCAAAUCGUUGUUUGUUUGAUCUUAAUUUAUCAUCACUUCGUUAUUUAUCGAAAAUCACUCUAUCCACUCGUCAAAAUGACAGAAAUUUCAAGACUCAAAUUGAAAAAUUUUUAAUGUUUCUGCUUUUUAUACGUGAGAGCAGCUAGAGUCGAAGGCAAAUGAGGGUACUUAACAUUCCGAAUUGAUAAUUGUAUAUAAAAUAUCAGACGCAGCUUCUGGGGCUGUAAAUGUCCUGGAAGUCUCCUGGGUCUUCCACUAAAUUAACUGUACUUUUAAAUUGGGCAUUGGUGGCAUGAAUUAUCUACGAAGUAGACAAACAUCUGUCUAACUUGUCCAAGUGAUAUUUUUAGCAGCAUUUUAUAUUACUUUUUAUAGUCUAUCUUAACAUUCGCCAUAAUCUAUCCUGAGGAGAUUCUAGUAAAUCAAGCAUUAUUUUUAAAAAUGUAAAAGUGACUCAACACUUAUUUGGGAACAUUUUGUGCGUUAAAUAAAUUCUAUAGAAACUCCUCAAACCAUAAUACUAUAGUAAAGUGAUAAAACGUAAUGAGUUGAGGUGUCUACCUGAAUUUUAGUCCAAUCGAGCCGAAUAUUAAAGAAAAAAUUCAAUGACUGAUGGGUUGUUGUGCGAAUUCCUUUAAAAAAAUAGAGCUACAUAUAGCCGAGCUUCGAAAAUUGACUUGUUUUGUUUUAUUACAUUUCACUUUUUCACUACUGAAUUUGUUUAUUAUUCUACAAUAAUUAAGAAACAUAGAUGUUAGAAAAAAAUCGCGAUAUAAAGUGGUGUAAAUGGAGCAUUCAAUUACAAUCAAAAUAUUCGUAGAGAACUAGUUAAAGAAAAGAAAAUUCGCAUCAUUAACUUUGACAAGUAAAAUGCAUUCCUGAUUAUUCCUA